ACUCAGAAGAGAUUAAAGUUUGCUCACUUUUCAGAAGGUGCGUCCCUUCCCUCGGGUCAAACCGUCGUUGGGACUCCGAACAGCGGGAGAACAUGACCGACCUGUGGGUCUCUCUGGCGGUGAUUGUCGCCGCGGUUCUCCUGAGCGAGGCGGUCCGCCGGAGCGCGGCGCGACUGUUCGCCGGAGCUCCAUGGAUCUACCUGGUGGAGGCGGCGUCCACCUUUCAGCUCUGCAGCUGCACUCACGAGAGCAAGCUGCUGGCGGAGUCCGGCCGGUUAGAACCGCCGCUCCUCGGCCCCGCUCUCACCUACACAAUCACCGUCGUCCACCUUAUAACUUUCCAGGCAGCGACGUGUAACCCCAUCGCGGUUGUGGAGAGCUUUUGCCGGGGGAGCAGAAGCGGCAGGGCGGCUGUUAUCGUCAUAUGCUGCCAGUUCGCGGCUGCUGUCGCGGCGCAGUUCUUCGCGGGCUCCGUGUGGUCGCUGGGUCUGUCCGACGUCCACGUCCGGCACCAGAAGUUCGGCUACAGAUGCUUCGACCCUCUGGGCGGGAGUUUGCUGGAGGCCGCGGCGGUGGAGCUGGCCUGCGCCUUCUUUAUCCAGGCUGCGGUCCUGCAUAUUCACAAAGUGGACGAAAAGCUGCGAGUUCACUUCAUCGCUGCGGUCGUCACUGCUCUGGUCGCUGCAGGUGGCAGUAUCUCAGGAGCUGUGUUUAACCCCGUACUGGCCUUUUCCAUCCAGUUCCCCUGCAGUGGCCACACCUACCUGGAGUACUGCUUCGUCUACUGGCUCGGACCAGUUCUAGGUGUGACGAGCUGCAUCCUGCUGUUUGAGAAGAUCAUUCCUUUCCUGUCUGGAAAAAGCACCGUAAGACUGGACGUCCCCGCUGUCCACAAACAGAAGAUGCAGUAAAGCCACGUCUUCCGCCUCAAAAGUAGCAGGAGUUUUCAAGGUACAGCGAUGUAGAGACAGGUCACGACUAUAGGUUUUUCAUUUCCACAAAUGUGAAUGUUUUUCUUGAGUAAACAAGUGAAAGCAGGUGGAAUCCAGUUAAAACUGGUUCUGCAAAGCGACACUCAUUUACUGUAAUACACAGGAAACUCAAACGUGCUAAAUCCUCACAGCACAUGCACUGCAGUCAAAUCAUGUUGCAUCAUAAAAAAACUAGAAACCAAUAGACACGAGAGCUACAAAAAAUAAUGUUGACAAAUAUCCCAAGAACACGUUUGCUGCUUUAUCUCGUUGUUAAACAGACUUUUCUGACUGGAAACCGAAGUUUCUCUCACACCAAAGUCCACAGAGAAAAUCUGCAUUUUAGCUCACUGGGACUCAGGAGCUGCAUUUGGUCAGUUUGUGUCACUGAGGUAAAACCGAUUGACCGUUUUUUUUUUUUUUUUUUUUUAAGCACUGAAGUCUUUAAAAUAACACUUCUGAACUCACUGAUGUAGGCAGCAGUGCAUCAGCAACUCCUGUGCGCUGUGAUGUAAAAUCGCUGAUUUUCUCCAUGGACUUUGGUGCGCGGAGCGAGUGGUUUCCUAAAUCAUAAACUUAAUCUGGCAUAGAUUUAAUUAGGUUAGCUGGUUUAAAUCUGGAACUACCUCGCUGUUGUAUGUACAUCUGUCCACUUGUGAUUGGAUCAGAUGUUAAAACCAGGUCUAAACCGGGGACUGUGAAAGCUCAGAGCUGAAGAGCAAUAGAAGUGGUAUUUAAAUAAUGCAGAAACAAGUACAACAUUCUACCCUGUAGAUCCAGUGUUUUAAAGUAUUAUUUAGUUUUAAAACACGAUUCAGGCUGCUUUUAAAAAAUAACAGCACAAGAUGUCAGACUGUGUAAAAGCAAGGCCCUUAUCUGAAGCACAUGAUAAUGGCUGAUUCUAAGGCUAUGAAAACCAAUCAAUCUUUGUAUUUCAGCAAUUAUACACAUGUACAGACGUAUGGGGCGUAUUUUUUUUUACAUUUUUUCCAAUAAACCCUCUUUAACUGAAGCACAACUAAAAGACACAGGUUUACAAGCAUCAUUAGUCUUUAACAAACGUGUUUAGUUCUGUUUCCCAGUACUCGUGAAAGUCCCUUUAUUUUCCGCGCUACAAAAUGGGACGUCAACAAAUUUCGCGCCAAGUCAAUAGUAAAAACAUGCUACUUUUACUGUAAAUUGCUCUUCCGUCUUAUUUGUCUCACAUUAAAUCAGUUUUACACAGUUCUGUACAAUUUUUAUGCAUGGACAUAUUUCUAUACUGUUUUUGUUAAGUAAAAUACAGUGUAGAGCAUGGUUAGCGACAGGUGUUGCUAACAGUGGCUAGCCCUGAGAUACGUUGGCGUCCACGUUUUCUCAACUUGUCACCUGGUACCUCUGAGGUGACGUCGCUUCCUGUUUCGACUUCCACUGUAAAAGGAACGCACCAUAAAUGGCAACAGUUCAAGAACAGGGAGUCGGCACGCAGGAAAUGCAAAAUCAGGCCAAACCUGAUGAGUCAUGUUCGGUAUGAGUUGAGGUGAAAGACAACAAAGUUUUUUGCUCUAUGUUCGUUUGAUUCACGCUUUUCACUUUGCACAUUCAUCAUAUUUACACUUGUUUAUAUUUACGUUAAUCUUUUUUACUUUAAUUUGAACACACUGUGAUGUUGGUAGUGGUGGAGUUUUCGUCUUAAGUUUAGAGACCAAAGCCUUUACUGUUGAUUUAAAUCUUUUUUUCAUGCAUAAAUCAUGUUUGAAUUUAUGUCUCACUUAUUUUUCACGUUCCCUGUACACCUUUUGUGUAUUUAUCCCCUUUUUCCACUGGAUUUCGUUAAUUUCUGUGAAAACGUUGAUCAUUUACAUCUUUUAAAUACCUCAUGUCUGAAAGUUCAUUUACGUUUUAAAAAAUGUGAGAAAUAAAGGUUGAUUUUCUUUGACA
Messenger RNA from Solea solea (common sole), 2891 nucleotides. Its product is annotated as aquaporin-11-like. Gene Ontology annotation, cellular component: cytoplasm. The transcript has 3 exons. The record is from RefSeq and is a predicted model, not a curated record. Gene Ontology annotation, molecular function: channel activity. Lineage: Eukaryota; Metazoa; Chordata; Actinopteri; Pleuronectiformes; Soleidae. Bases 93 to 911 code for a protein of 272 amino acids.